Molecule: messenger RNA, 6414 nt
Organism: Equus quagga
Lineage: Eukaryota; Metazoa; Chordata; Mammalia; Perissodactyla; Equidae
Gene: ADAMTSL4
Product: ADAMTS like 4
Exons: 18
Coding region: 249-4190 (1313 amino acids)
Biological process (GO): extracellular matrix organization
Cellular component (GO): extracellular matrix
Molecular function (GO): metalloendopeptidase activity
Source: RefSeq, a predicted model, not a curated record
UCCCUUCUCCCCAGGCGUCGCCACUAAUUCCGAGUUUGAGGUGCAUUUUUUCAGAUAGAAAUGAAUAGAGAGACAUAUCUCCAAAGCCAACAUGUACAUCUGAUUAGCCCCAUUUUACAGAUGAGGAAACUGCAGCACAGAAAGGUCAAAGUAUUCAUCCAAGGGCACAGAGCUGGCAAGUACUUGAACUGAGAUGCAAAUCCAGACCGUCCGACUCCUAAGUCAGCGCAUUCCUUUCGCUACGCUCCAUGUGUACAAUUUUAUGGAUGAAGAAACCGAGGCUCACAUUGGUCCCGGCGCAGUCAGAACCACGCGGCUCACAGUCCAGCUUAGGAGAGGCAGGGAUGUCUGGCUUGCACCAGAGGCUGCGCGGAGGAGAGGGCCUCGAGCGCCGCGGAUCCGGGGUCGGGCGGGACCAUCCCGGCCGGGGCGCGCCCCCGCCGCUCGGUCCCGGCGCCGCCCCGCCCCCUCCGAGCCGGUCCGCGGGCUGGGGUCCCGGAGUCCCCAGCACCGGUCGGGCCGCGCGCCGGCCCAGGGACAGUGCCCGGGAGCGACGGCUGCCUCCGGACCGGGCUGGCACCGCCUCGGCUUCGCCCCUCGAGCCGUCGGCGGGCGCCCGGCACGCAGGGACGGCCAGGCCCGCAGCCCCGGGGUGGGUGGCCCCGGCAGCAGGAGUUGGGGUGGGCCGCCCCCGGGGGCCGCCGAGGGGCGCGGGCAGCGCGCGUGGCGGGCGGGGCGGGGGCGGGGCGCCGGGCGGAGCCGGGCCGAGGCGGCAGUGUCCGGAGCCCGGCUCAGGGGCUGUAGUGGCCGCCGCGGAGCGAGGCUGCCUCGAGAGAGCGCCCGGGCGCAGGAGGGUAAACGGGCCGCCGGGGCUGCGCAGAGAAGAGAUCACCCCCUCCAUGCCCAGAUGCCUGAGUAGUGGCGUGUUGGCUUCCGGUCCCCUCCUCCUUUGCCCCAGGGCCAUCAAGGGAGGAGUGAUGGAGAAUUGGGCAGGCAGGCCCGGGUUGUAUCUGAUGCUGCUUCUGUCCCUCCCUCAACUCUGCCUGGAUCAGGAGGUGUUAUCUGGACACUCUCUUCAGACAGCCCCUGAGGAGAGCCAAGGCCCUGAGGGCGUCUGGGGUCCUUGGGACCAGUGGGCCUCUUGCUCUCAGCCCUGUGGGGUGGGGGUGCAGCGCAGGAUCCGGACAUGUCAGCUCCCUACAGAUCAACUCCACCAGGGCCUGCCCCUCCCACCCCGGCCCCCAAGACAUCCAGAAGCCCUGCUCCCUGGGGGUCAGGGCCCCAGACCCCAGACUUCCAGAGCAACCCUCCCCCUGUACAGGCCACAGCCUCGGGGAACAAGUGGCCCACUUGGAGGUCCUGUUUCUCAGUUAGGGAGAGAGGAGGCCCAGGAGAUUCAAGGAGCCAGGAGGUCCCGGGUUCGAGACCCCAUCAAGCCAGGAAUGUUUGGUUAUGGCAGAGUGCCCUUUGCUUUGCCGCUCCAUCGGAACCGCAGGCACCCCCGGAGGUCACCCAGAUCUGAGCUCUCCCAGGCCUCAGAUCUUCCAUCCCUGACUCCAAGAGCAGAGCCAUCCUCUGCCAACCACACCCCUCAAACUCAGCUCCCUCGUACAGAACUGUCUGCCCACACCCCAUCCCUGCCAGCAGAACCCCAAAGCCCCGAAAUGGCUCAGACAGAGGUGCCAUCUAGAACCAGGCCUGACCCCACAUGGCCCCACCCCAGAGCCCAGGCCUCCGGCACAGAGCCUCCCUCAUCCAUCUUUUCCCCAGGAGAAAGUAGCUCCUUCCAUGUGUCCCCUCAGCCGGGAAUGCCGAGUUCCCAGGGUUGGGCCAGCCCCCGGGUGACAGAGAGAUACCCUAAUCCUUUCCUUUCUGUCCCUUGGGGCCGAGGCCAGCAGAGCCGGGAGCACUGGAGACCUGGGGGGCAUCUUCACAGGUCCCUCACAGAGCCUGCCCCGCACCACCCAGCUGGCUGGUUGCCUCUGCUGAGUGCUGGCCCCCAUUCCAGCUCCCUCUGGAGCCUCUUUGCUCCCAGUAGCCUUGUUCCAAGAUGUUCUGGGGAGAGUGAGCAGCUGAGAGCCUGCAUCCAAGUGCCCUGCCCCCCUGAGCAGCCAGACCCCCGGGCCCUGCAGUGUGCAGCCUUUGACUCGCAGGAGUUCAUGGGCCAGCUCUACCAAUGGGAGCCCUUCACAGAAGUCCAGGGCUCCCAACGCUGUGAACUGAACUGCCGCCCCCGUGGCUUCCGCUUCUAUGUCCGUCACACCGAAAAGGUCCAGGAUGGGACCCUGUGUCAGCCCGGAGCCCUAGACAUCUGUGUGGCUGGACGCUGCCUGAGCCCCGGCUGCGAUGGGAUCCUCGGCUCUGGCAGGCGUCGAGAUGGCUGUGGAGUCUGUGGGGGUGAUGAUUCUACCUGUCGCCUCGUCUCGGGGAACCUCACUAACCGGGGGGGCCCUCUGGGCUAUCAGAAGAUCUUGUUGAUUCCUGCUGGAGCUUCCCGCCUCCAGAUUGCCCAGCUCCGGCCCAGCUCCAACUACCUGGCACUUCGAGGCCCUGGGGGCCGGUCCAUCAUCAACGGAAACUGGGCUGUGGAUCCCCCUGGGUCCUACACGGCCGGUGGGACUAUCUUCCGGUACAACCGUCCUCCUCGAGAGGAGGGCACCGGGGAGAGUCUGUCAGCCGAGGGCCCCACAACCCAGCCUGUGGAUGUCUAUAUGAUCUUUCAGGAGGAAAACCCAGGUGUUUUUUAUCAGUAUGUCAUCUCUUCACCUCCUCCAAACCCUGAGAACCCCACCCCAGAGCCCCGUAUCCCCCAACUGCAGCCUGAGAUGUUAAGAGUAGAGCCCCCACCAGCUUCAGCACCCCGCCCUGCCCGCACCCCGGGCACCCUCCAGCGUCAGGUGCGGAUCCCCCAGAUGCCUGCCCCACCCCACCCCAGGACUCCCCUGGGGUCUCCAACUGGAUACUGGAAACGAGUGGGGCACUCUGAGUGCUCCGCAUCCUGUGGAAAAGGUGUUUGGCGCCCUGUCUUCCUCUGCAUUUCUCGUGAGUCAGGAGAGGAACUGGAUGAACGCAGCUGUGCCUUGGGCGCCAGGCCCCCAGCCUCCCUAGAACCCUGCCAUGGUCCCCCAUGCCCCCCAUACUGGGAGGCUGGCGAGUGGACGUCCUGCAGCCGCUCCUGUGGCCCUGGCACCCAGCACCGCCAGCUGCGCUGCCGGCAAGAGUUUGGUGGGGGUGGCUCCCCAGUGCCUCCAGAGCGCUGUGGACAUCUCCCCCGGCCCAACAUUACCCAGCCCUGUCAGCUGCGCCUCUGUGGCCACUGGGAGGUUCGUUCCCCCUGGAGCCAGUGCUCUGUGCGGUGCGGGCGUGGCCAGAGGAGCCGGCAAGUUCGCUGUGUUGGAAACAACGGUGAUGAAGUGAGUGAGCGGGAGUGUGCUUCAGGCCCCCCGCGGCCCCCCAACAGAGAGGCCUGUGACAUGGGGCCCUGUACCACGGCCUGGUUCCACAGUGACUGGAGCUCCAAGUGUUCAGCUGAGUGUGGGACAGGAAUCCAGCGACGUUCUGUGGUCUGCCUCGGGAGUGGGGAGGCCCAUGGAGUGGGCCAGGAGGAAACAGGAACAGGAACCAGUGAGCAAAGCUGUGCACCAGGGAGCCGCCCCCCUGACAUGCGUGCCUGCAGCUUGAGGCCCUGUGAGAUGACAUGGUGCUGGUACACGGGGCCCUGGACUGAGUGCUCCUCAGAAUGUGGCUCUGGCACACAGCGUAGAGACAUCAUCUGUGUGUCCAAACUGGGGACUGAGUUCAAUGUGACAUCUCCUAGCAACUGUGCCCACCUGCCCAGGCCCCCCGCCCUGCAGCCCUGUCAGGGGCAGGACUGCCAGGACCGAUGGUUUUCUACAACCUGGAGUCCGUGUUCUCGUUCCUGCCAGGGGGGCAUUCAGACAAGGGAGGUCCAGUGCCUGACUGCCAACCAGACCCUCAGCAUCCGAUGCCCUGCUCACCUGCGGCCCUCCAGGAAACGACCCUGUAACAGCCAACCCUGCAGCCAGCGCCCUGAUGAUCAAUGCAAGGACAGCUCUCCACAUUGCCCCCUGGUGGUACAGGCCCGGCUCUGCGUCUAUCCCUACUACACAGCCACCUGUUGCCGCUCUUGUGCCCAUGUCCUGGAGCGGUCUCCCCCGGAGCCCGCCUGAAAUGGGUCCGGAAGACCCUCUCCUCAUGGUUUUCUCAUGCUCCCAUCAGUCACUCAUCAAUCAGCUCACUCUGUACCCUCUGGCUCUUCAGCCUGUCCUAGUCUCACCAGAGAUGUCCCCCAGGGUGGUUAAAGGUGGCAAGAUGACUUACAGUGACUAUCAAGAUCGGUGGUUGGGUCUGUGUGGUGGUGUGAUGGUGUGUGUGCACAUGUGCGCCCAAAUGUGUUUCUGGGCCUGCAUGGAUGUGUGUGCACUCAUAGGUGUGUAUCACUUCUCAAAAAGAAGUUAGACUGAGAAGGAAUGGGGAGGGGACAAUGCCUGUGUCCCUGAGACUUUUCAAGGCUGAGAGGAAAGCAAGUUUACAGCUCCUUAGUAAUCUGAACUGCUUAGCAACUGGCUUCUCCAUCAGUUCCAACAUUGUGCCCUAAACCUCAUUUCUCAUGUUCAGGCCUCAUAUCUUCGAAACCACCCUUUUGUCCUCUGACCCCUUCUCCCCUUACCUAGUCUCUCUGUCCCUACCUCUCUCAAUUAGCUAGGGAUGGGGGUCACCCCAGGAAGAGAGACUGCCUCCCCAGAGCAGGGACCAGCUGGGCAGGGGAAGGAAAAGAGAAAGGUUAGAAUAAGACACCCUUGCCCCUGCUUCCGCUCCCCACCUCCUAAAAUGGUUCCCACCCCAGAACUAAUUUAUUUUUUAUUAAAGAUGAUUAUGACAAAUGAGAAACAGGCUCUUUAUUGUCCUCAUGGGAACCCAGCCAUACGGGCCACCUAAGCAAGCAGUGUGAGGUCAGAAUGAAGGGUGGGAAGGGGCCCAGCACUUAGAGCCCAGGCGGGGAGAGUUUGGGUCCAGAAAAGGGAAUGAGUGAGCCCCAGUCACUGCCUUGGUCAGAGCGACAGGAUCCUGGCCCUGCAGGUUGGGCACUGACCACUAGAGGUCACCACUUCUCCCAGCUUAGGUAUGGAGUUGAGAGCUUGGGUCCAGAGGUGAGGAAAAAACUGCGUAGUCUCUGGUGGGUUUCUUGGUAGGCUGAGUCUUUCUGUAAAGACUCUUGGAAUCUAGCAGCACUUCUUUUAAUUUGUAGCCGAGCUGAAUGGCAGCUGGCUUUUCAAGGGUUUUUUUUCCUGUUCCCUUCUUUCCCCCUGCCUUCCUGCCUCCCCCAUCCUUUCUGUUAUUAUCCAUUUCCUUAUUAAGCUCUUGGUUUAUUGCUUUUCACUGGGUGAGGGGAAAGGAAGUGAUUUCCGGCCCCUCCUUCCCUCAGCAGUAAUGGCUGGAGGAGGCGGAGCCUUGCCUGGCUCUCCGGGACUUGGGAGGGCGUAGUUGCAGGAGGAGCCAUGGCAGUACAGGAUGUCCUGCCAAAGACACAUUCUUCAGAGAUGCCUCACCCUAGUCUCCUCCCUCCCCCACCCGUUUCAUCUCAAGGUAAAUAGCUUGCUAGAGGUGGUGUGAGAGCCAGCAGUCUUUUCCAUAAUACACAUCCUCUCCCUGACCCCUACAAUUCUGAGGUCUGAAUCCAGGUCUCCACUUCUGGAAGCCACACUUCCUAGGGGUCCCUCAGCCUAGGAAGGGGGGCACUUCAACAGAACCAGACUCCUCUCCCCGUUGGAAGCUUUCCUCCCCCGAUCCCUGCCCCUCCACAAGUAUGGCUGAGGAAGACCAUUAAUAAAGGCCGGCAGAAACAGUUGAACUGAGUGACUACUAUUUCCUGAGCACACCCGGACCCUGUGAAAGACGCCAGCCUUGCCUGAGAAGGCAGGACUUCUCUCUCUAGCAGCUCCCUCAUGUCAUCCUCUUGCUCAGGCUUUCCCUGGGUUGGAAGUGGCUGAGAAGGAAGACUUUGGACAACACCUUGGGAGGAGGGCGGUUGAGGAAGGAGGCAAAGGGAAUGGAGGAAAGGAAAAUGAAACUGACUUUAGCCCAGGGCGAGGAGCAGGGAAAGGGGGUUCAAGGAAAGCCUGUCUCUGCCCGGCCUAGAGGGAGGUGUCAGGUGUGUUCCUCUCUCUGGUGAACCUGUUAGGGGAUCAAAGAUGUGGGGAACCAGGGAAGUGGGACCUGAGUGAGCCCUGUAGAUACUGAGAACUGAAGGCGGAGUCCUAAAACCAAGGGAGGCCCUCCCCCAGCGAUUCCUGGAAGCUUCGCUGGCUGGGCGGUGGCCCCAACUCAGCUGACUUCCCCGAACAAGUUCCUCCUCUCUCUUACAGAGCCUCACAGGGCUGUUGCUGGGCAGGU